Pyricularia oryzae 70-15 is the source of this 1042-nucleotide messenger RNA. RefSeq lists its product as uncharacterized. The transcript has 4 exons. The coding region runs from base 1 to 915 and encodes 304 amino acids. The record is from RefSeq and is a predicted model, not a curated record. Lineage: Eukaryota; Fungi; Ascomycota; Sordariomycetes; Magnaporthales; Pyriculariaceae.
AUGUCGAAUCCUGCGGUCGUGGAGGCCGGAGGAAACUUUGAUAGUUUUGGCCACAUGGCGAAAUUUGGCUUGGGUGCACACAAGAACACAAUUUCGGAAGGUCGCGUCCAUGUGAUCAUGAGAAUGACGCUCUGGCUCACAAUCCCCACGUUUAGCCUGACAACGGCGCUCGUAAAGUCGUCGAUCCUCGUAUACCUCCUCCAGUUUACCAUGUCCAGGCGGUGCAUUGGCUUCAUCUACGGCACCCUUGUCACAGUGGUGCUCUACUGCUUCAUAGCCGCCGUCUCGGUAAUGGCGUGUGCGGGCAAGGAGGUGCAAUCUCUGAAUAGGCAUGUGGCCAACACCAUCUUCGCCGUGGCAGCAUUCUUCAACACGGGUACGGAUACGGUUAUUCUGCUGCUGCCACUAUGGCUAGUCAGACCAUUACAAAUGCCUCUCAAGAGGAAGGUCGGGGUUGGACUGGUCCUCAUGGCCGGUGGCUUCGUCGUCGCCAUCAGCAUCCAGCGCGUCAUGGCCACCCUAGCUCUCCCCAGCACCGACGACAUAAUCUACCAGGGGGGACUUUCAGCCUUAUGGGGCUGCGUAGAGAUAUGGUCUGGGAUAUUGUGCGCUUGCCUCCCGACGCUGAAGCCAUUCAUUGGCCACAUUACGGGGCCCAAGAGGUCACCGCCGAGAUAUUCACCUCCUCCGCCGGAACAGGGAGUUUCCAACAAGAGCCACAGGAUGAGCGGGAGGUCACGGUCUGGGGACCCGUGGGCCAUGUCGGCCGGGUCGACCAGAACCACAAUGGUCUCAGUGGAGUGGCCAGAGCAGGCGUGGGUUGUAGGAAGCUUGCGCAGGGGAAUGGGCUCGGCAUGUACUUGUACGGCAGAAAAGGGAGGCAGGCGCCAGUUUGAGCCCCAUCAGAUGUGUUGACUCUUAAAAUGGUGGCAAGUCCAGUAGAUCGCAAAGCUUGAUUCGGGAUGCCGGGGCCCAGGGGUAUAAGUUUCAAGGGUCAUCAAGGUGACAAAGUAUCAAGAAAUCGCUCCAAAUCUACUCGCAU